This is a messenger RNA of Achroia grisella, 1937 nucleotides long. RefSeq names its product synaptic vesicle glycoprotein 2B-like. Gene Ontology annotation, biological process: transmembrane transport. The transcript has 11 exons. The record is from RefSeq and is a predicted model, not a curated record. Bases 118 to 1851 code for a protein of 577 amino acids. Gene Ontology annotation, cellular component: membrane. Lineage: Eukaryota; Metazoa; Arthropoda; Insecta; Lepidoptera; Pyralidae. Gene Ontology annotation, molecular function: transmembrane transporter activity.
CAUCGUGGCGCGCGGUCAGCGACAUCAACCCUGGUUGGCGGGAAUUUUAAAAUUCGAACUUCGAACGCGAAUUCCAUGGUGUAGUGAAUAUUAAAAAUAAAACUAGUGAUUGAAAAAAUGGUUUGUAAAGUGACACCAAGGAUUAGCUCUCCCACGCAAAGGAGUGCCAAUAAUGAAUCACAGGACACACAAACACAAGAAGUCGUGGACUAUGAAACCGCUUUGGAUUUGGCUGGUUAUGGAAACUUCAGUCGAAGCGCGCUAGGUGCAUGCGCGUGCGCAUUCUUCACGACAGGAGUGCAGAAUUGUUUGAUGUCGUAUGUGUUGCCGGCGGCCAAGUGUGAACUGCAACUUACCACAUACCAGGCCGGAUUGAUCAAUAUGGCCUUUAUGAGCGGUGGAGUAGCAAGCGCGUUCUUCUGGGGAAUAGUUGGGGAUGUGUUCGGGAGACGAAGUGUGCUCAGUUUGACGUUGCUAUUGGAUGCUGCAUUGACAUUGGCUCAGAGUACAGUCCCAGACUACAAGUUGCUAUUGGCUGCACGGUCCAUAAACGGAUUUUUAAUUGGUGGUCCAUCAACGUUGGUAUUCACCUAUUUAUCUGAUUUAGUGGGUGAGAGGAAGAGACAGUUCUAUCUGAACAUAACAGGGAUGAGUUUUGUAGCAGCUUGGCUUGUUUUACCAGCAUUCGCUUGGCUCAUUAUACCGUUCAAUGCAUUAAAUGCAACGAGCGUUCUCCCCACGUAUUCCUGGAGAUUGUUCCUCGCGUUGGCCAGUUUGCCAGGCUUCAUUUCUGGAUUCUGGAUCCUGUACCUACCUGAGAGUCCAAGAUUAUUGUGUGAUACCAACAGGAGUGAGAAGGCAUUGGAUCUUCUGAGCCAGAUACAUAAGGUUAAUAAUGGAAAAACCUCUGAGUUUAAGGUAAAGAAAUUAAUACAAGAUAACAUACUUGUAACGAAGACGCCAAAUGGCGAGCAAAACAGAACGAAAGCGUUGUUCAUUGGCGUGUUGAAGGACUUGAGGAUGUUCGUGUCCAAGAGCUACGCGUUUAAAUCCAGUUUGAUCCUGUUUGUUUUCUUUGCCAAUAUGGCGGCAGGCUUUGGUCUCAAUCUCUGGAUACCCGAGCUGCUUCUGCGAAUGCAAGGACGCAUGUGUAGGAUGGCAAGCUUGUUGGAGAACACGCGGAGGAAUAACGCCACUAACAUGUGGACGGGGAGUAAACAGGACAGGAUGAGUGCAGAAUCUAUACUCGGUUACAAUAACAGCAUCGGGGAAUUAGGGAUGAGUGAUGACCAGUGCGACGGCAGUAUGGAUGAUAAUAUCUUCACGUCGGGUCUGAUCGUGGGCGCGUGCUGCGUCUUAGGCAACGCGGCGUGUGCUAUAGUGUGUGCACGUGGCGGCGGGCGUGGCGUGCGUCGUGCGGCAGCCGCGUGUGCGCUAGCGUGUGCGUGCGCGUGCGCGUGCCUGGCCGCCGCCGCGUGCGCGUGCGCAGCCUCCCCGCAGGCCGCAGUGGCUGCUGCCGCCGCGCUCAACGCAGCAUCGCUCAACGGGAAUGUGCUGCUUAUUAGGCUGUUGUUGCAUGCGCUGCCGGCUAAGUUGAGCGGUCUGGGCGUAUGCUGGGGCGCGUGGUGGGGACGGGCCGGCGGCGUCGUGUCCAACCUCGCCGUGGGGGCACUCCUCGAUUACUCCUGCCCGGCGCCAUUUAUAUCUGUUGCCGCACUUCUUGCUGUAUCAAUCGGCGCAAUCAUGAUCAUCAAGCUAGAAGAGAACAAAGAAGAAUCACAGAGCACUGACGACGCAGAAGACAGCGAGAAGAAUACAGGUUUAGAUAGGUAUAUAUCGACUCAUAUGUAGAUAGUGUAGACAAUUAGUACAAUGUUUGAUUCUCAUUUGUUCUAGAACGAAUUGUAGUGUAGUACAGUUUUGUUGUUUAUGAAUAG